Molecule: messenger RNA, 639 nt
Organism: Kickxella alabastrina
Lineage: Eukaryota; Fungi; Kickxellomycota; Kickxellomycetes; Kickxellales; Kickxellaceae
Exons: 1
Coding region: 1-639 (212 amino acids)
Biological process (GO): protein desumoylation
Cellular component (GO): nucleus
Molecular function (GO): deSUMOylase activity
Source: RefSeq, a predicted model, not a curated record
AUGCAGCCAGGGUUCACGUGCGAGCUGAACAACACGCCGGUUACAGCCCGCGACCUGCAAACGCUGAUGCCCGGCAAGUGGCUGAACGACGAGGUCAUCAACUUUUACAUGCAGCUGAUUAUGGGCCGCUCAGCCAAUGCAGGAGGCGGAAAGGCAGCGUCACUGCCUAAGGUGCACGCGUUCAAUACGUUCUUCUUCUCGACGCUGCGCGAAAACGGCUAUGCGCGCGUCAAGCGGUGGACCAGGCGCAUCGAUGUUUUUGCCAUGGACCUCGUUGUCGUGCCCGUGCACCUGGGUGUGCACUGGUGCUGCGCCAUCGUGGAUUUCGGGCAGCGCAGCAUCCGGUACUACGACGCGCUUCUAGGCGAAAACACCGAAUGCCUCGAGUUGCUGAUGGAGUACCUGCGGUUGGAGAGCAGGGAUAAGCGUGGCGGCAAGGUGUUUGAUGAGCAAGGGUGGGCGAUGACGUGCGAGAAAGACAUUCCGCGGCAGCAGAACGGGUACGACUGUGGUGUUUUCGCUGUCGCAUUUGCUGAGCACAUUGCGCGCGGCGCUGAGCUGGACUUUGCGCAGGAGAACUGCGCCUUUCUGCGCCGCAAAAUGGUCUAUGAGAUCGCCACCAAGGCACUGCUGCAUUGA